AAACCAACUCCUCUGGCAUUUAUGUUUGGAUAAUGACAGGACUUUUAUUUUGAUUUAGUGGUGUGACGUCAUAGAACUGCGCCGCUUUCCGGCAUCUUCUGUGAUUCGGCUGAAGAAAGUGCACUGAACUCAACUAGGGAGCAGAUUGAGACGCAAGGAAGGUGUGUCCAAACACACAGGAAAACUCCUCCUGAAUCAUCUGAGAUUCACUGACGAGACACACUAAUUAAGAUGGAGUUCAUAAAAGAAGAGAGUGAAGAUGUGAAGAUUAAAGUCAAAUAUGAAGAUACUGAGACACAAACGAAUAUUGAGUUUAUUAAAGUAGAGAGUGAAGACAUGAAGAUCGAAGAAACAUUUGUCAAACAUGAAGAUACUGAGACACAAACAGACCUGGUGGCUUUGAAAGAAGAAAGGCAAGAACUGACAAAGAUAGAAGAGAAAGAUCAAUAUGAUAGAAUUGACUUCAUGACUGUUGAAAAUUCCAUACAGACUGAAACAACUCCACCACAAAAAAAAGUUCAGCAGACCGAAUCUGACAGUUGCCUCACUUGCCUUCAAUGUGGAAGGAUGUUCAGUCAAAAAUGUAACCUUAAAAGCCAUAUGAGAAUUCAUACUGGAGAAAAGCCUUUCACAUGUCAACAGUGUGGAAAGAGUUUUAGACAUAAACAAGGCCUUGAUUCCCACAUGAAGCAUCAUACUGGAGAGAAACCUUUCACCUGCCAAGAGUGUGGAAAGAGAUUAUCAAGUAAGGAAAACCUUAAAUACCACAUGAACCUUCACACUGGAGAGAAACCUUUCACCUGCCAACAGUGUGGAAAGAGUUUCUUACGUAAACAGAACCUUAAAUGCCACAUGAAAAGACACACUGGAGAGAAACCUUUCAUUUGCCAGCAGUGUGGAAAGAGUUUUGAUCGAAAACACACCCUUAAAAGCCAUAUGAGAAUACACACUGGAGAGAAGCCUUUCACAUGCCAACAGUGUGCAAAGUGUUUUAGACAUAAACAAGGUCUUGAUGCCCACAUGAAACAUCAUACUGGAGAGAAACCUUUCACCUGCCAACAGUGUGGAAAGAGUUUUAGACAUAAACAAGGCCUUGAUUCCCAUAUGAAGCUUCACACUGGAGAGAAAUCUUUCACCUGCCAACAGUGUGGAAAGAGUUUUAGGAAGAAAGAGUCCCUUAAUUCCCACACAAAGAGCGAACACCCAGGAGAGAACGGUUUUAUAUGUCAUCGGUGUGGAGAGCGUUUCAGUUGUAAAGUAAGCCUUAAAACUCAUGAGACUUCACACUCCAGAGAAGCCAUUGGCAUAUAAUCCGUGUGGAAAGAAUUGAGGACAUAAAGCAACCCUUGAUUAAACCCUUGUAUACAUCUUUCACGUGCCAUGACUGUGGAAAGAGUUUCAGAUUUAAAGGAAUCCUUAAGGUCCGCUUGAGAAUCCACAGUGGAGAGAAACCCUUCGCCUGCACUCAACUGUGGAAAGAGUUUGUCAUAAAAAUAGCCUUUGGAUUCAAGAGGCUUCACACUGGAGAGAAAAGUAGAAAAGUAAUGCAGAUGUGAGACCAUAUUUGUGUUCUGUGUGGAAAGCUUUUUAAAUGGCCCAGCAGUUUAAAACAGGUUAUCUGUGUGAAACUAAAGCUAUGUUCAAUAAGGCCCAGAUCUGAUAGUCCACAUGCUUGAUCGAAUGCAUUCUCAAAUUUUUAUGAACUUGUCUUUUUUUUUUUUGUAUUGUACAUAUGAACUGCUGUGUGUUUGUGCGACCAUCUGCUUUGUUAUAGUUCAGUUCUCAAAUUUUUGGUUUGUCAAAAGACACUUUUGUGAAAAUUCACGUCAUAAUUAAAAUUAAUUA
Carassius auratus (goldfish) is the source of this 1845-nucleotide messenger RNA. Its product is annotated as gastrula zinc finger protein XlCGF8.2DB-like. Gene Ontology annotation, molecular function: DNA-binding transcription factor activity, RNA polymerase II-specific. The record is from RefSeq and is a predicted model, not a curated record. Gene Ontology annotation, biological process: regulation of transcription by RNA polymerase II. NCBI's taxonomy places the organism in Eukaryota, Metazoa, Chordata, Actinopteri, Cypriniformes, Cyprinidae. The transcript is spliced from 3 exons. The coding region runs from base 232 to 1311 and encodes 359 amino acids. Gene Ontology annotation, cellular component: nucleus.